UCUCUCUGAUUGGGAGGCAUUGACUGAUACCGAUGGAACAGUUCCAUGUAGUUACCAUUCCAACAGUUCGAUGCCUACCAUCAGAACAUCAACAUGCACCUGCAAAGUUUGUCCCAUUCCUCCCCCUGUUGUCAAGAUUCAGAAAUGCUUCUGCUGCAAAAUAUUUCUGUCCCGACUAUCACGCCAUCAACCAGAAUAUCGUCACAAUAUCAUCUUAUUUGGAUCCUUGAUAUUGUGUAUUCACUUUAAUUAUGGAGGCCAUACACACCCAAGGUAUUUGGAUUGCUGAAGCACUUCAGCAAAGAACGAAGAGCCAAGACAAACUUUGGUUGAUUGCCACUCACAUUGGGGAUCCCAAAGCUGCCUUCCUUCUCGUGUUCCCCUUGACUUACUUUCUCAACCGACGGACUGGAUUUGCAGUUGUCUGGGUGGCUGCUAUUUCGGAGUGGCUUAAUCUAGUGUUCAAAUGGAUGCUCUUUGGGGAGAGGCCAUUCUGGUGGAUUGGAGAAUCCCGUUUAUUUGAGAAAAACCCUCCCAAACUCCAACAGUUUGCCUCAACUUGUGAAACAGGUCCAGGCAGUCCAUCUGGUCAUGCAAUGGUAACAGCAGCAGUGUGGUGGGUGAUGGCCUCAUCCCUGGGUUCUCUUCUCUACUCCUACACACGCAGCAUGUUGCUAUCAGCGGUUCCGUAUGUGCUGUAUCUGCUGGGGUUAGUGGCAGUUGGCUUCUCUCGCAUCUUCAUCCUGGCACACUUCCCCCAUCAGGUCAUAGCUGGCUCUUUGACAGGCUUCAUUCUUGGGGUAGUUCUGAGCCGUCAGGUUCCAGAAGGUCGCCCUCUGGUGUUUUUUGUGAGUUCCAGCAUUGGGCUACUCCUCAGUGCUUUCCUAAUCCACUCAGGACUGACAUGGCUGGGCUUCGACUUGUCCUGGUCCAUUGCGUUGGCUAAGAAGUGGUGCUCCCAUUCAGAGUGGAUUCGGCUAGACACAGCCCCGUUUUCCUCACUAACACGGGACUGUGGUGCUAUCCUGGGCCUGGGGCUGGCCCAGUACUGGAAGCCAGGUGGGUACACUCUCCCCUGUGCUCCACGUGCCCUGUGUCUGGCCCUCUGCUCCAUGGCUCUCUACCAUGUCCAUCGACUGCCUCUACCAAUCCAACCACAGCCCCUCUUCUACUUCCUCUUCUUUAUCAAGUUUACCAUCGUGCCCCAGGUGGUCAUGAUCUAUGUACCUGGCUUUGUACACCUCCUUACACACAAAAAGAAAAAUGAUUAAAAUGACACAUUCCUCGGAAGUUCAACUCUGGACACUGAGAGAAAAGUUUCUUUAGGUACUUUUCUUUUCAUACACACUCCUGUAUAAAUGGGGAAAUUGAUGGCAAUAUGGGUGUUGACUUCUAAGGAAGUUGUCUGACAAAUGCUGAAUGGCAAUUUUUUUGCUGAUGAUUGAGGAUUGUAUCAUGCCCAUUUGCAGGAUAUACAGUUGAAGUUGGAAGUUUACAUAUACCUUAACCAAAUACAUUUAAACUCAGUUUUUCCACAAUUCCUGACAUUUAAUCCUAGUAAAACAUUUCCUGUUUUAGGUCAGUUAGGAUCAUCACUUUAUUUUAAGAAUGUGAAAUGUCAGAAUAAUAGUAGAGAGAAUUAUUUAUUUCAGCUUUUAUUUAUUUCAUCACAUUCCCAGUUGGUCAGAAGUUUACAUACACUCAAUUCGUAUUUGGUAGCAUUGCCUUUAAAUUGUUUAACUUGGGUCAAACGUUUCGGGUAGCCUUCCACAAGCUUCCCACAAUAAGUUGGGUGAAUUUUGGCCCAUUCCUCCUGACAGAGCUGGUGUAACUGAGUCAGGUUUGUAGGCCUCCUUGCUCACACGCUUUUUCAGUUCUGCCCAUACAUUUUCUAUAGGAUUGAUGCCAUACAUUUUGUGAAGUGCACCAGUCCCUCCUACAGCAAACCACUCCCACAACAUGACGCUGCCACCCCCGUGCUUCACAGUUGGGAUGGUGUUCUUCUGCUUGCAAGCCCCCCCCUUUUUUCCUCCAAACAUAACGAUGGUCAUUAUGGCCAAAUGGUUCUAUUUUUGUUUCAUCAGACCAGAGGACAUUUCUCCAAAAAGUACGAUCUUUGUCCCCAUGUACAGUUGCAAACCAUAGUCUGGCUUUUUUAUGGCGGUUUUGGAGCAGUGGCUUCUUCCUUGCUGAGCGACCUUUCAGGUUAUGUCGAUAUAGGACUCGUUUUACUGUGGAUAUAGAUACGUUUGUCCCUGUUUUUCUCCAGCAUCUUCACAAGGUCCUUUGCUGUUGCUCUGUGAUUGAUUUGCACCUUUCGCACCAAAGUACGUUCAUCUCUAGGAGACAGAACGCGUCUCCUUCCUGAGCGGUAUGACGGCUGCGUGGUCCCAUGGUGUUUAUACUUGCAUACUAUUGUUUGUACAGAUGAACAUGGUGUUUGGAAAUUGCUCCCAAGGAUGAACCAGACUUGUGGAGGUCUACAAUGUUUUUUCUGAAGUCUUGGCUGAUUUAUUUUGAUUUCCCCAUGAUGUCAAGCAAAGAGGCACUGAGUUUGAAGGUAGGCCUUGAAAUACAUCCACAGGUACACCUCCAAUUGACUCAAAUUAUUUGUAAAGUGGCUGUUCCACUGGAUGUCAUAAGGUGAAAGCACCAAUUUGUAAGUCGCUCUGGAUAAGAGCGUCUGCUAAAUGACUUAAAUGUAAAUGUAAUGUCAAUUAGCCUAUCUGAAUUUUCCAAGCUGUUUAAAGGCACAGUCAACUUAGUGUAUGUAAACUUCUGACCCACUGGAAUUGUGAUACAGUGAAUUACAAGUGAAAUAAUCUGUCUGUAAACAAUUGUUGGGAAAAUGACUUGUCAUGCACAAAGUAGAUGUCCUAACCGUCUUGCCAAAACUAUAGUUUUUUAACAAGACAUUUGUGGAGUGGUUUAAAAAUGAGUUUUAAUGACUCCAACCUAAGUGUAUGUAAACUUCCGACUUCAACUGUGGGCCAAAUGUUUUUGGUGUUAUUUUGUCUCAGCUUCUACUAUGUGUCUGUUAUUUCAAGCUAUGUAAUUAGCAAUGUAGCCUUCUUCCUUCUUAGAUAUGUAACCAGCAGUGUAACCUUCUCCUCCUCUUUAUUUACUUACAAUUUGAUUGACAAAUGAUCUGUAAGUGAAGGUAAAUGGUGCCACAUUCUGGUUAAACCUAAUCAAUUAAUGACUCUGUUAUAAUCAAGUAGGCUAGUGUGCUGUUCCCUCAGGUGGGAGUUGAUGUUAUGCUUGGCAUGUAACGUUAAAGAAAUCAAAAAGGACCUGACAAUGAAAAUGUAAGGAUUACUGUAUGCUACAUAAGCAGCUAUUCAUAUCAUUCACCUGAAAGAUCAAAGCAAAUAAAUGACAUGCAUGCAGGAAUGUUUUUCAGUUGGUAACCAUUUAUAAAUGUUAUUCUUCAAUACAUAGGUUUGACUGUACAGAUUACAAUCAGUUAUCAUGAGAUAAAAACACAAUUUUUUAUUAUUUUUAAUUCAACUUAUCACAGCGCUCUUAAAGCUCACAUUUACAGACAAAAGAACUCUGCUCAGCAAGCAAAUACAAUAAAAUAAUACAAAUAGAA
Molecule: messenger RNA, 3595 nt
Organism: Oncorhynchus nerka (sockeye salmon)
Lineage: Eukaryota; Metazoa; Chordata; Actinopteri; Salmoniformes; Salmonidae
Gene: g6pc3
Product: glucose-6-phosphatase catalytic subunit 3
Exons: 6
Coding region: 252-1271 (339 amino acids)
Biological process (GO): glucose 6-phosphate metabolic process; gluconeogenesis
Cellular component (GO): membrane
Molecular function (GO): glucose-6-phosphatase activity
Source: RefSeq, a predicted model, not a curated record